GCGUCCACUUUCUCAGCGCGCAUUCGGGGCGUUCAGGAGCUGACAGUGGGUUUCAGCCUGAAACCUUCAUUACGCUGAUAUGACAUUUCGAUGCAUAGAGUGCAAGAACGAAGCUUUCGAGCCAAAUUGGUGAGUAUCGAGUGUCCUGGUGAGAAGAAGGGAGGAGGUAGAUCUAGACUCAGAGAAGCCUGCACGCCGAGUGCUCCCGGCGCACAAUCGACCUAUGGCAGAUACAGAACGAAGAAUGGACCACAAAGAGGUCGCGGCAGCAGUCGAACGGCGGUCCCUCAAUGGAGCAGGCACAUGAGUCCCCAAGUCUCAUCAUUGAGAUCCAUGACAUUACAACCCUGACAUUGGUCGAAAAAGGAUGUAACGUAAGAUGCGCGCGCCGUAGACAUGCGCGCAAACCCUUCUUGAGACCCAUUGCGACAAUUCUUUGA
Molecule: messenger RNA, 440 nt
Organism: Fomitopsis serialis
Lineage: Eukaryota; Fungi; Basidiomycota; Agaricomycetes; Polyporales; Fomitopsidaceae
Exons: 3
Coding region: 91-351 (86 amino acids)
Source: RefSeq, a predicted model, not a curated record